Mandrillus leucophaeus (drill) is the source of this 1784-nucleotide messenger RNA. It is a transcript of the gene WBP1, whose product is annotated as WW domain binding protein 1. The transcript has 4 exons. Gene Ontology annotation, molecular function: WW domain binding. Lineage: Eukaryota; Metazoa; Chordata; Mammalia; Primates; Cercopithecidae. The record is from RefSeq and is a predicted model, not a curated record. The coding region runs from base 772 to 1560 and encodes 262 amino acids.
ACCCCGCCUCUUACAGGCGGGAUUACCUGGCGGUCGCCGGCAUUUGGCGUCAUUCCGAAAACAUGGCGCAAGCCAAUCAGCGGUAACCUUGGUCUUCGGGACGGCUGUUCGUUGGUUGAUAUGCCAGAGCCUGUUCUGCUGUCUGUAUUGGCUAUUGCCGCUGUCAGUCAGGGCCGUGGGUCGAACCUUCCCCUACUCUUUGUCUGUACAAGCUCAUGUUGUCUGGGAGAGCGGCGAAGGCGCUGCUGUGGAUUGGUCACAGGGAGAAACCUCUUACCUGUUCCUAUUGGCCUGUCCGUCAAGGGACGAUGCUGAUUGGUAGGGCAGAGCAAUCUGAGUCCUAGUUGGUGCAGUUCUCCCCGGAUGGAAGCUCAGGCCGCGUAGUGAUGGUGGCGGCAGCGAAGAUGGGCCGGGCAGGGACCAUGGCGGUGGCAGCAGAGGUGGCAGGGGCGGGGCGGCUGGCGGUAGAGGAGGCUGUGAUCCUCAGGGGGCUGUAGGUGGAGGCAUGGCUCGGGCCAGCAGCGGGAACGGCAGCGAGGAGGCCUGGGGGGCACUUCGGGCAUCGCAACAGCAGGUAUCCCAACAGCUCCAAAGCCUAUCACGACAGCCGUUUGUCUCUUUCCCCUUUCCUUAUCCCUUCCUUUUUGGGGGUGGGGGAGGAACUCACGGAGCCAAAGGUACUGUGAAGUUCCUAAACAUGUCCCACUCUUUGUCUAAACUUUGUAACGUAGAUGCAGCUGACUUUUCCUGUAGCCUCAUAGACCCCAUCCCAUGGCUGCAGUGGAAGCUUGCGGUGGCUCGCCAGUGACCAGAGGCAUACUUCGAGAGCUGUGCCCAGGAGUGAACAACCAGCCCUACCUCUGUGAGAGUGGUCACUGCUGUGGGGAGACUGGCUGCUGCACCUACUACUAUGAGCUCUGGUGGUUCUGGCUGCUCUGGACUGUCCUCAUCCUCUUUAGCUGCUGUUGCGCCUUCCGCCACCGACGAGCUAAACUCCGGCUGCAACAACAGCAGCGGCAGCGUGAAAUCAACUUGUUGGCCUACCAUGGGGCAUGCCAUGGGGCUGGUCCUUUCCCUACCGGUUCACUGCUUGACCUUCGCCUCCUCAGCACCUUCAAGCCCCCAGCCUACGAGGAUGUGGUUCACCGCCCAGGCACACCACCCCCCGCUUAUACUGUGGCCCCAGGCCUCCCCUUGACUGCUUCCAGCGAACAAACCUGGUGUUCCUCCUCAUCCAGCUGCCCUGCCCACUUCGAAGGAACAAAUGUGGAAGGUGUUUCCUCCCACCAGAGUGCCCCCCCUCAUCAGGAGGUUGAGCCUGCGGCAGGGGUGAGCCCUGCCCCCACACCCCCCUCCUGUCGCUAUCGCCGUUUAACUGGUGACUCCGGUAUUGAGCUCUGCCCUUGUCCUGCCUCCGGUGAGGGUGAGCCAGUCAAGGAGGUGAGGGCUAGUGCCACCCUGCCAGAUCUGGAGGACUAUUCCCCUUGUGCACUGCCCCCAGAUUCUGUACUGCAGGUCUCUCCCAUGGGGCUGUCCUCCAGUGAAGGGGACAUCCCGUAAGUUAGUUUUGAGAGGGUGGGUGGGUUACUUGCCCACCAGAAACAGCCCUAGUCCCACCUCCUUGCGUUCCCUUUGGCCCCUUCCUGCCUACCUAGAUCUGCCCGAAAGGGCUGGAGCCCUGAGGAGAGGGGCAGUAUUUGGGGGAUUGUGCUAGCUUUACCCCCACAAGGCAUCAAGACAUAUACACAGGAGCCUUUGAUCUCAUUAAAGAGAUUUGAACCAGC